Messenger RNA from Neodiprion virginianus, 2237 nucleotides. RefSeq names its product guanine nucleotide-binding protein-like 1 (gene Ns4). Bases 131 to 1912 code for a protein of 593 amino acids. The record is from RefSeq and is a predicted model, not a curated record. The transcript is spliced from 6 exons. NCBI's taxonomy places the organism in Eukaryota, Metazoa, Arthropoda, Insecta, Hymenoptera, Diprionidae. Gene Ontology annotation, molecular function: GTPase activity; GTP binding.
CACAGUGACCGUAGGCCAGUCGGACCACGUCUAAUUCUUACACCGUGGUCUCUGGGGCUUUGAUUCUUGAAACUAGGAUCCUAGAUAUCAUGCGUGAUAUCGUCUGCAAAAGCAUAGGGAGCGGAAGACGAUGCCGCAGGGCAGGAGAAAAGUGCCAUUUAGUGGAAAGGCCAAGAAACUCCAGAUGAAGGCGAAAAAACAACGGCAAACGCGAGUUCUGCUCGGUAAAACGUGUAACCAUGUCGAUGUCGAACAGGAGCAGCAGCAAGAUGUGAAAGAUUCUCAAAGUACGUUUGCAAAAGUUCAAAAACUGAAUCAACAGCCGCGUGCUGGAAAUUCCACUGGGAACAAGUAUACUUUGCAAUUUCUGCAAGAAUCUAAGGAAGAGCUAAUGAAAAGAAAAGAAGAGGCCAGACGCACGAUUAAUCCCAUCCCUUUGUUGGCACAGGAAAUCUCUGACAACUUUUUCCCACCUGAGAUUGACAUGCCAAAGAGACCGGAAUGGGAUUUCAAUACCACUAAGGAAAUACUCGAGGCUAGGGAACGUAAAUACUUUGCCGAAUAUCUGAAGAACAUUGAGAAAGUAAAUGGCCUGAGCUACUUUGAGUUGAAUCUUGAGACAUGGCGCCAGUUGUGGAGGGUGCUUGAGAUGUCGGACAUACUCCUUAUCAUAGUGGACAUUCGAUACCCCGUGCUAACGUUUCCACCUUACCUAUACACUUAUGUGACCAAGGAUCUGGGAAAAAAUAUGAUACUGGUGUUAAAUAAAAUAGAUCUGGCACCUGCUGCAUUAGUUGUGGCAUGGCGGGAAUAUUUUAAGACACGCUACCCAAAGUUGCAUGUGCUAAUGUUCACAUCAUUCCCCACCUAUAAUUUGCGCGAUCCAAACAGGGAUGAAAAGGGUCUCAAGUCCCGUCGACUGAAAGGCAAAUUAAAGAUGGCUGCUGAAGGUGCUCAGAAGUUACUGGAUACCUGUGAACAGAUUGUUGGGGAUGAGGUGGACUUGAGUUCUUGGCGUGACAAAAUACGCGAGGAGAUGGAGUCCGAACAAAGCCUUGAUGAACUGAACCGGAAUGAAAGCAUUGUCAGACUUGAUAAGCAUGACACUGACUUCUACUGUCAUGAGCGAUAUAAAAAUGGCAUACUGACAAUAGGAUGUAUUGGCACACCAAAUGUGGGGAAAUCUUCUCUCAUGAAUGCUCUAAUGGGUAGAAAGGUUGUCAGUGUGUCACGGACACCAGGACACACGAAACACUUCCAGACGAUUUUCUUAACGACAACUGUUCGUCUGUGCGACUGUCCAGGAUUGGUGUUUCCUUCUACAGUACCUAAACAAUUACAAAUCCUUAUGGGAUCAUUUCCUAUUGCGCAAGUAAAAGAACCCUAUACGACAGUAAAAUUUCUGGCCGAAAGGUUGGACCUUCCACGUGUUCUCAAUAUUCAUCACCAAGAAGGCAACAGCACUUGGUCAGCGAUGGAUAUAUGUGAUGGCUGGGCUGCCAAACGAAGUUACUUGACCGCUAGAACUGCGCGAUUCGAUUGUUAUCGGUCUGCCAAUUCUAUAUUACGAAUGGCACUCGAUGGAAAGAUUUGCAUCUACGCUUACCCAAUAGGAUGGUCAGUCGAUAAAGAUAAAUGGGAGAAACAUCCUGACAUUCAAAUGGUCCAGUGGAUUCAGGCGAGAGGGCAAGUAAAUGAUUGUACAUCUAACACGACCAUGGUAUCUACGUCAGACGAAGAGGAAAGUUAUGAACAAGUUUCCAGUGCAGAAGAAGGUUCCUCAGUGUCACUAGAUGAGGAACACAAGCCAGACCAGAUUUGCAACAGCCCAAUUUCGCAUACAUCUUCUGAAGACGAAUCCGAUUUACCAAUGGUGGCUAAUAGGUUCACAGCAUUAACGACAGCCAAGUAACGAUGUCUUUUCUGACACCUUCCAAAAUUUCUUAUGUAAUAUUGUUUCGGGUGAAGUUUCACAUUUACGAUCUCCAAUAACAUUAUAUAUACCAACACGUAUAAUAGAAACUAUCAUCUCGUAGACUAUGCUUGGCAAGCGGAGUUUAUAAAGUAUUAAAACUAUGUUAUUCAUCGAUGGUCACCGGGCUGAUAUUGACAGGCAAUGCAAUGCUGGAAUUAGGUUAUUCGGUUAUUGAAUUAUCAUUUAAAAAAUACCAAAUACAAUGUCAGAUUUCUUGUUACUGUACCUAUGUUGAACAAUACCAUUUAAUUUUGUUACGUCA